AUGGCCCGCCUCUUUGUCUUAAUCUUCCUUCUUGCGUUUCUUUGCAGCGUCCGGGCUCACUCGCAGUGUUCGGCCAUCAUCAACAAGUUCUCGGCCACAUCGGCAGAAGGAAGUUGGUUGUGGGGGUGGGUAUGGGGCGUCGAAAGUUCUGUCUCAGUCGUGGAUCGCUCCCCCCCGGUCACCUAUCAUUCUCGCCCUGCAUCAUUUGGCCUCGAGCUCAAAGACCCUCUGCUUGGAUACGUUAUCCCACUAUCGUCGUUUACGGUUUCAUGUCCUACCAAUGAUACGUCUAUUAAGGCCGAACCUCCGAAUUCUGGUUGUCCACCGCUUUGUUCGUCUGGCGAUCGCCACCCGGAUCCGACUGAAUCGUGGAUCGCUCUUGUACAACGUGGUCAGUGCCCUUUCGUCGACAAGGUAAGCCAUCGAUCAUGGUCCGAUGUCCGGGAGUCGCAGCGCCUAGGUGCCAGAGCCGUUGUUGUCGGCGGUGAAGACCCUGACAUCAGUGGCAUAUCAGACACUCUCAUUAGCAUGUACAGUAAAGAAGACGCUUCCGACGUUACCGUCCCUUCGACCUAUAUCAGAUAUGCGGAUUAUCAGGAAUUAAUUGUAUUAAUCGGAUCUUCGACUACCUCCCACGCCGGCCUGAAGACACUCUCACUUUUGAUCACCGCAGAGUACCCGGCUUGGGAAUGGUAUUCGCCAAUUUUGACCUUUGUUAUCAUUCUGUUUCUCCCUUCUUGUCUCACUUUUGUCACUCUUCUCAUUCAUCGUGUACGGAUCGCUCGUGCCGCUCUGCGCGACAGAGCCCCAGAGCAUCUGGUCAAGAGUCUCCCUUGGAGAGUUUGGAACGGGACGACUUGGGAAAAACAUGAGGGAUCUGUACCUCACCUAACCGCCCUAUCAUCGAGUACGGUGGAUCUCGAGUCUGGUGCCUCGCACUCGGCUUCAUCUCACGAAGCAGUUGAAGACGCCCAUAUACCCUGGUAUGAGACGCAAAUCGAAUGCGCGAUUUGUAUCUCCGGGUUCUCAAAAGGCGACCGUGUUCGUGAACUUCCCUGUCAUCAUAUUUUUCACCUUGAGGAGAUUGACAAUUGGCUCGUCAACCUCAAGAAAGUUUGUCCUGUCUGCAAAGCUGAUGUAACCCAACCUUGGAAUACCUCCAAGCUGCCGAGUCCGUCUGCAGUGGUAACGGAGGGUGAGGAUGCUGUGGAUCCGGCCCCUCCGACAGAACACACUCCACUACUUCCCUCGCGAGAUCGGGUUGUAUCUUCAUGA
Pisolithus orientalis is the source of this 1275-nucleotide messenger RNA. RefSeq lists its product as uncharacterized. The record is from RefSeq and is a predicted model, not a curated record. Bases 1 to 1275 code for a protein of 424 amino acids. The transcript has 5 exons. NCBI's taxonomy places the organism in Eukaryota, Fungi, Basidiomycota, Agaricomycetes, Boletales, Pisolithaceae.